Molecule: messenger RNA, 1580 nt
Organism: Octodon degus (degu)
Lineage: Eukaryota; Metazoa; Chordata; Mammalia; Rodentia; Octodontidae
Gene: Nelfa
Product: negative elongation factor complex member A
Exons: 11
Coding region: 21-1409 (462 amino acids)
Biological process (GO): negative regulation of transcription elongation by RNA polymerase II
Cellular component (GO): NELF complex
Source: RefSeq, a predicted model, not a curated record
CCCACCUGCCUCUCUGUCUGAUGAAGGGUGCCCUCCUGGAGAUCAUCCAGCUAGCCUCCCUGGACUCGGACCCCUGGGUCCUCAUGGUUGCCGACAUCCUGAAGUCCUUUCCUGACACGGGAUCACUCAACCUUGACCUCGAAGAGCAGAACCCCAACGUUCAAGAUAUUUUGGGAGAGCUUAGAGAGAAGGUGGGUGAGUGUGAGGCGUCCGCCAUGCUGCCCCUGGAGUGCCAGUACCUGAACAAGAAUGCCCUGACCACACUGGCCGGCCCACUCACGCCACCUGUGAAGCACUUCCAGCUGAAGCGCAAGCCCAAGAGUGCCACGCUGCGUGCCGAGCUGCUGCAGAAGUCCACGGAGACAGCACAGCAACUGAAGAGGAGCACAGGGGUGCCGUUCCACGCCAAGGGCCGCGGGCUGCUCCGCAAGAUGGAUACCACAACCCCACUCAAAGGCAUCCCGAAGCAGGCGCCCUUCCGGAGCCCCACCACUCCCAGCGUCUUCAGCCCUGCCGGGAACCGGACCCCGAUCCCGCCAUCCAGGACCCCCUUGCAGAAGGAAAGGGGUGUGAAGCUCCUCGACAUCUCCGAGUUGGGUGUUGUGGGUGCCGGCCGUGAGGCCAAGCGGCGCAGGAAGACACUCGACGCAGAAGUGGUAGAGAAGCCGGCCAAGGAAGAGACAGUCGUGGAGAACGCUACCCCAGACUAUGCAGCUGGCUUGGUGUCCACACAGAAACUCGGGUCUCUGAGCAGCGAGCCCACACUUCCAUCCACCAGCUACCUGCCUUCUACACCCAGUGUGGUACCUGCGUCCUCUUAUGUCCCCAGCUCUGAGACUCCCCCAGCUCCAUCAUCCCGAGAAGCCAGCCUGCAGGGCAGCCGGCCACCUGAGGAGCCCAGUACUCCGAGCCCCACGUUGCCUACACAGUUCAAGCAGAGGGCUCCCAUGUACAACAGCAGCCUGGGUCCUGCUGCACCGGCACCUGCGGCGCCCACCUCACCCCUGACGCCCACCACACCCCCAGCCGUGGCCCCUGCUGCACAGACGCCUCCUGUGGCCAUGGUGGCCCCCCAGACCCAGCCCCCUGCCCAGCCCCAGCCUAAGAAGAACCUGUCCCUCACACGAGAGCAGAUGUUCGCUGCGCAGGAGAUGUUCAAGACAGCCAACAAGGUCACACGGCCCGAGAAGGCCCUCAUCCUGGGCUUCAUGGCGGGCUCCAGAGAGAACCCAUGCCAGGAGCAGGGGGACGUGAUCCAGAUCAAGCUCAGCGAGCACACAGAGGACCUGCCCAAGGCUGACGGCCAGGGCAGCACCACCAUGCUGGUGGACACGGUGUUCGAGAUGAACUACGCCACAGGCCAGUGGACACGCUUCAAGAAGUACAAGCCCAUGACAAACGUGUCCUGAGGGCUGCCAGCUCUGGCCUAUUUAAAACUUAGUUCAUUUCUUGGGGUGUUUGGAGCUUAUUUUUUAUAUUUUACCGUGGGUUACUUUUUGUGUGAUCAAGAUACUUUUUUGGAUUCAAUAUUAACAUUUUUGAAUGUUAAAGUUAACCAAAAAUGUAACUUCCUAAUUCUA